This is a messenger RNA of Leptosia nina, 1581 nucleotides long. Lineage: Eukaryota; Metazoa; Arthropoda; Insecta; Lepidoptera; Pieridae. The record is from the annotation of a GenBank genome assembly.
AUGGCGGUGUAUAGUUUUGCAAACGACAACUGGCAACACCGAACGGCGAUCGCACUACCACUAGUCGGGUUUCUGCGCUUGCCGUGCAUUUCUUUUCGUUAUAACAAAAAGCGCAUUCCGAACAAUAUGGCUAAAACAGAAAAAUCAUUUCCAAGAAACUUUACAGAUUGUCUAACAUGCGUCCAAGUACUGAACCUCAUGGUGCUCCUCGGGUUCAUGUUGAACUACGCUUUGCGGGUGAACCUCACGAUAGCCGUGGUGGAGAUGAUCUUCGACGAGAAAGAUGUGCAGGCCGUCGCCAAUCUGACAGACUCACUUAAUGUCACUCAGCACCCAGACCACAUAACACAGACCCGCUACCAUUGGGAUACAAAGCAGAAGAACCAUCUGCUGGGCUGCUUCUUCUGGGGCUACGUGCUCACAGAGGUGCCAGGCGGCAGACUGGCGGAAGUCAUAGGCGCCAGACGAGUGUUCGGCUACUGUACACUGCUGGCGAGCAUCCUCACGCUGCUGUCGCCCGCUGCAGCGGCCGCCGGUUUCGGCUGGAUCGUAGCGCUGCGCGUCGCUCUCGGCUUCCUCUUGGGUGCGACCUGGCCCGCCAUCCUCCCCAUGGCCUCCAAGUGGGUCCCGCCGAUGGACAGAUCUAAAUUCAUGUCUAACAUGAUGGCCUCGUCCCUCGGCGCCGCAAUAACUAUGCCGAUCUGCGGUUUUCUCAUCGCACACUUCGGCUGGGAGUCGGCUUUCUACUUUACUGGUAUAAUCGGCGUGAUGUGGUCCGUGGCUUGGUUCGCCGUGGUGUACGAUUCGCCAGCCCAACACCCUCGCAUAUCUGAAGCCGAAAGGAGCUUCCUGCUGAAGGCACUACCCCAAGAAAACAACACGGGGCACAACCCGGUCCCGUGGCGCGGCCUCCUCACGUCCCUCCCGGUGUGGGCCAUCGUGAUCACGCACGGGGCGUCCGUCUUCGGCUACUUCACCGUCGUCAACCAGCUUCCGACCUACAUCGAGAGCAUCCUGCAAUAUCCUAUUAAACAUAACGGGCUGCUGUCCUCGCUGCCGUACUUGGGCAAAUACUUGUGCGCUCUGGCAUCUUCCGUGCUCGCCGAUUCCUUGCGCCGCAGCGGUCGCUUCUCCACCACGGCGGCCAGGAAGCUCUUCACCGGACUAGCCGUCGGCUUACCAGGAAUAUUCAUGAUAGCCCAAGCGUUCUUCGGUUACGACCGCGUCUGGUCCAUUGCCAUCUUCACGCUGGCCUUGACCAUCAACGGAGCUGUGACUGCCGGCUAUUUGGGCAACGGCCUGGACAUUGCUCCUAACUUCAGCGGAACGAUAUUUGGUAUCGCGAAUACGCUGUCGUCCUUCGGCGGGUGGCUUUCCACAUUCAUGGUCGGAGAACUCACGAAGCACCAAAACACGUACGAGCAAUGGCAGAUUGUAUUCUUCAUCUUGGCCGGCACCUACGUUUGUGGGGCUGUCAUGUUCACCGUCUUCGGUUCUGGCGAACUCCAGCCUUGGAACUCUCCGCAAAGAGAAGAAGACAAGCAGCACGAGGAACAGCCGCUCAACGAGCAGAAGGCGUGA